AUGUCGACCGCCGAGACCCCUUGUCCGUUUCGCAUUUCACUUCGCGAUCAGAUGAACUUGGAUUCCAAUGAGACUUUUCGCGCUGUGCGAGAACAAUUACACCGACAGGAUUGUGGCAUGGAAGGACCAGCCUUCUGUUCAACCCACCACCUCGCAUACGACACAACAGACCAGGAGGCGUUUCGUCUCCACCGCGACAUCAUCCACACCCUCCUAGUACCCUUGUUCCUGAUUAACCAUCAAGCAGAGCGGAUCGCAGCGCGGGCGCUCUCCAGCCACAAAGGGGCAGAACCAGAAAGGGCUUUUAGAGGCGAGGCCCGCAGUGCUUUUGCCUGGCUUCACUGUAUUUUGAUCGAGGAGCACGACUGGUAUCUCACCGCAAGAUGUCCUGCCUGUAUCGUUCUUCACGUCCUCCACUCGGAACCGACGAUCCGCUUCGUCACAGUGGCUGCCCUAUUGGCGGGUCCCCACUCCGGCUUUGACUGCUGGCUGUCAGCAUUGGAGACGGCUGUUCGAGAAGAUCCAUUCUGGGGUGACGCCUUCUGGCCUGACAUUGAGGAUCGCGCUUCUCGUCUGACAGAGGGCGUGCAGCAGCUGGUCCGUCAGUGUCAUGAGUUGUGCGCCACGCUUGAUACCGGUGUUACCCCUGCGGUCGCAAAGUUACCUUCGAUUCCUAUCUUGGCCCGCUCAACUUCCACAUGUACGAUCGCUAUCAAGCCAUCGAGUUUCGCCCAGAAACAGUUGCGGCUCAGUCGUGAGGAGCAGCGAUACCGCUCCUCACUUGUCUGGAAGGCUUGGAACUGUUCUCGUGAGAUACAGCCCUUGGGCUCUGCUCCCAACCAGGCCCGUCGACGGUCUCUAACUUCAUGA
Penicillium taxi is the source of this 870-nucleotide messenger RNA. RefSeq lists its product as uncharacterized. NCBI's taxonomy places the organism in Eukaryota, Fungi, Ascomycota, Eurotiomycetes, Eurotiales, Aspergillaceae. The transcript has a single exon. The record is from RefSeq and is a predicted model, not a curated record. The coding region runs from base 1 to 870 and encodes 289 amino acids.